This is a messenger RNA of Aplysia californica (California sea hare), 5826 nucleotides long. Its product is annotated as acid phosphatase type 7. Lineage: Eukaryota; Metazoa; Mollusca; Gastropoda; Aplysiida; Aplysiidae. The record is from RefSeq and is a predicted model, not a curated record. Gene Ontology annotation, molecular function: metal ion binding; acid phosphatase activity.
CCUCCCCCAACCAAAUGAUGAUAAUGUGGAGCCAAACAGACCGAUCCAAAUUGUCCAUUGUGCGUUACGGCAUAAACGGGAAACUGACCCAUGAAAAGCGCGGGAACAGCACGGCCUUUGUGGACGGAGGCAUCUGGCAGAGGACACAGUACAUGAGCACAGUGUUGCUGGACGAUCUUGUCCCAGGCCAGACUUAUACCUACAUUGUGGGAAAUGAGUACGAGUUUUCUGACGAGCAUAUGUUCCGAGCGAUGCGUGCAGGACAGAACUGGAGUCCGCGGCUGGCAAUUUAUGGGGACAUGGGCAACGUGAACGCUCGCUCGCUGCCUCGGCUGGAAGCUGACGCCUUCGCAGGGAUGUACGAUGCAGUGCUGCAUGUCGGGGACAUGGGCUACGACAUGUUUGAGAUGGACGGAAAACUUGGAGACGAGUUUAUGAAUCAGAUUGAGCCUCUUGCGUCCCAGCUGCCGUACAUGACGUGCCCGGGGAACCACGAGGAGAGAUAUAACUUCUCUCACUACCGACACCGGUUUACCAUGCCUGGAGAUGAAGGGAAGAUGUACUACAGCUUCAACAUGGGUCCGGUACAUUUCGUGUCCUUGUCUACAGAGUUUUUUUUCUUCUGGUACUACGGGCCCAUGCAGAUCUACCAGCAGUACGAGUGGCUCAAGCAGGACUUGAAGGAAGCUGCCAGUCCGGAAAAUCGCAGCAAACGACCUUGGAUUGUGGUGUUUGGCCACCGCCCGAUGUACUGCUCGAGCACAGGCACGGACGACUGCACCAAGCAUGAAAGUAUUUUGAGGAAAGGGAUCCCCUUUCUGCACAUGUUUGGCUUGGAAGAUGUCCUCUACGACCACGGUGUCGAUCUGGCAAUCUGGGCUCAUGAGCAUUCUUAUGAGCGUCUCUGGCCUGUCUACGAUAGAAAGGUGAUGAACGGAAGUUACGACGCACCGUACACCAACCCAAGGGCUCCCGUUCAAAUCAUCACUGGGUCUGCUGGUUGUCGAGAAAAUGUGUCUGGUUUCAUAAAGGACCCGGCUGAUUGGUCGGCCUUCCACAGCAUGGACUACGGCUACACUCGCAUGCACGUACUCAACAAGACUCACAUGUACCUGGAGCAGGUGUCGGACGUCAAGAACGGGCAAGUGAUCGACAAGUUCACCAUCAUCAAGACGUAUCACGGCCCCUAUGACAAGACCGGCAAACAGCGAGCUCCAGACCUGCCGGAGCACGUCAAGAAAGCUGCAGGGAUUGUCUCCCCUCAAAGAAAGAGGCAGAAGUGAGAGCUGCUAGCUGGUGCUGUUUAUUUUUUAACUUGAAGAUUUUUAUGUUCCAGAUGUGAAGUUUUUAUUUACCUAAGAUUUUUAGUAGAUGUCUACCCGAUUAAUUUGUUUGAGCAAUCAAAAUUGAUAUUUUAUUUAUUACAACAUUGCUUGUUGUAGAACUUUUUUUCAGAAUUUACUUUAUCUGAAGAAUUUGCUGAUCUUUUUUAUCUUUAGGAUUGCACCCAAAAUUCAUAGCAGCAUUUUGAUAUGACCAAAUUUUUGGCUUCUGUGGUGGAAUGAUUUGGCUCUUCACCGUCGCACACAAGAGAAAUGAGUUUGAUUCUCAUAAUUUAGGAAAGUUGUUCAUGGAGUAUCUCUGUCUACUUGGGCGUUGUAUCCUUCUGAGACCAGGUAGGCUCUGGUAGGCACAGUCAAAGCAGGCAGAGUGCUCUCCUCACUUGUGCUGAUGACGAUGGAAAAUAUUUUCAGUUACAACUUUUCUAGGGCCCCACAAGGGAAAUGUAGUAAGAUCUUUAAAAAAAAACUAUAACUCAAAUUGUGAGGUUUUUUACUGGAAAUUGUAUGUGCCUUUAGUUUCUUGUGCUGUUGGAGUUGUUUUUGAACAGUGGAACUUGAAGUGUCUGCUUUCACGUAGCUCCGAUUUAUUUUGAGAUUUUAAAACAUUCUUUAAUGUGAUGUAAAGCUCAGUCACUCUGUGGUCGCAGACAACUGUAGUGUUUGUAUUUCUGAGACAGAGAAGAUUUCUGCCAUGACUUAUUUUUGCCUACGUGUGCCCAUUUGUGAUAGUGAAUGUGCUGGAAACAUUGUAUUGCUGCCAUACCCCCCUUGUUGUUUCAGCUGUGCUUUAUCCGACGCCUCUAUCUAUCCACAAUAUUGCUUUAUCCGACGCCUCUAUCUACCCACGAUAUUGCUUUAUCCGACUCCUCUAUCUACCCUCGAUAUUGCUUUAUCCGACGCCUCUAUCUACCCACGAUAUUGCUUUAUCCGACGCCUCUAUCUACCCUCGAUGUUGCUUUAUCCGACUCCUCUAUCUACCCACGAUAUUGCUUUAUCCGACGCCUCUAUCUACCCACGAUAUUGCUUUAUCCGACGCCUCUAUCUACCCACGAUAUUGCUUUAUCCGACGCCUCUAUCUACCCACGAUAUUGCUUUAUCCGACUCCUCUAUCUACCCACGAUAUUGCUUUAUCCGACGCCUCUAUCUACCCACGAUAUUGCUUUAUCCGACGCCUCUAUCUACCCACGAUAUUGCUUUAUCCAACUCCUCUAUCUACCCACGAUAUUGCUUUAUCCGACUCCUCUAUCUACCCACAAUAUUGCUUUAUCCGACUCCUCUAUCUUCCCACGAUAUUGCUUUAUCCGACUCCUCUAUCUAUCCACAAUAUUGCUUUAAAUUUACUGUCAUUGUUGAUGAUACUUUAAGCAUUUGAUGGAACGCAUUCUCCAGGGAUGCCAUUAUUUUUUUUAUUUUUUUUGGGGGGGGGGGGUGGAUCUAUCGUUUCCGUUAUUUUUCCUGUGGAAAAUUUGUUAUUAUUCUACGCAUUUGUUUUCUGCUUCACCACUAUACUAGUUGUAUCUGUUAACUGUCUUUUUGUUACGCAAAUGCAGCUUUGUACAUUUUCAGUUAUACUCCUAAAAUCCCAGUGGCAUCCUUGGUUCUCAUUCGUUCCUUGCAAUCAUUAUUUUUACAGCUACUAUAAUUUAGUCUGUGUCCACUUCUCAGGGUGAUACAUGAUAAUGAUUUACGACAAAAGGCCUUUCCUCUAUAGCUUUGUGUGUCUGACAUCAAGGCUGAUAUAUGAUUUACGAGCAAGAGCAUUUCCUCUACAGCUUUGUGUGUCUGACAUCCAGGCUGAAAUAUGAUUUACGACAAAAGGCAUUUCUACUACAGUCCUCUAACUCUUGACACAAACUGUGUGUGUCAUUGUGCUGUGUCACUUUAAUCUCUCAGGGUGAUAUAUGAUUUACGACAAAGGGCAUUUUUUUUACAGUUUUGUGUGUCUGACAUCAAGGCUGAAAUACUCAGAGAAAUGAUUCAACAAGCCUUUGGUUUGUAUUAUGUGUACAUUCCCGACAAACCCAACUCCCGUCACGGAGAACAGCGAAUCUCCUUCUGUCUGUAAAUAAUCCAUGUGUACAUCCCCCACAUUGUCUCCUGUUUGUGGUUUAUCUAGGACAUUGGCAGUGAGCCAACGUGAACGACUGCCCAAAGUGUGGUGUCAUGACAUUUCCUAUUUUACACUUUGUUUGACUAGACAUUUUUAUUCUGGCAAGGAAAGUAGAUCAAAUUAGAAAUGCCCUUGUAUAAAAAAAAUGGAAUUCUUCUGUUUUGAAAUAACAAUGUUGUCUCUGAAAUAUUUGUAAAUUCCACUUGGAACUGUGUAAACUUGUCUGUGUGAUCUCAUUAUUGCUUUAAAAAAAAAUUGUAUGUUAAGAAGCUGCCUUAUAUAUAUUUAUUGGCUAUUCUUUGGGAUUGUCUCCAAUAUAAGUAUAAGGCAUUUAAGCUGCAGUAGUCAGAUUCAAGAUGUCACUGCAUUGAAAAAACAUAGAUCUAUGGGUCUCAUAUUUAUGUUCUGUUUUUAUGAAUUGCAAGUAUAUCUCAGUCCCUGAACUAAGGGCUUUUGCCCAGUGCUGUCACUUGUAGUCCAAGCUGUCUGUACAGAACUCUCUUUUGUUUCAUUACAUCCUGGUGCUCAUCUGUAUUUUGGGUGUCUCUGAACUCUGUGGUUGAUUGCUUUAGCUAUCUUUGCUUUAUUGGGCGGGAAACUAAUCUUUACAAUAAAAUUAUGGAACCUCAGAUUUUUUCAGUUCAAGGAAGAAAAUAUUUUGUCUUUAAACUAUUUAAAGAAUUUGUUGGUGCUUUAUUUUGUGUUGAUUGCUAUUUGCACAACUGUCAGCUUGACAGAAAAUACGCAAAUUUCUCCGCUAUAUUUUUUAACUAUAUAUAACUUUAAACUGAGGUCUGAUUACAACUUUCUGUUGUUUUUUUUAAAUAUGUUUUCUGCAUGUAUCGCGAUAUGAAAUGAUUGUAGAAAAGAAUUACCUUUUUAAAAGUUAAUCAAGUUGAUGCAAGUAAUUAAUACGGCCAAUGUGUAGUUUUGCACAAUUGUCAGCUUGACAGAAAAUACGCAAAUUUCUCAGCAAUAUUUUAAAACUUUAUAACUUUAAACUGAGGUCUGAUUAUAACUUUCUGUUCUUUUUAAAAAUAUUUUUACUUCAUGUACCACGAUAUGAAAUGAUUGUAGAAAAGAAUUACCAUUUUAAAAGUUAAUCAAGUUGAUGCAGGUAAUUAAUACGGCCAAUAUGUAGUUUUACAACACGUAACUUUUGUUAUCGAGCUCUUUAUCCCACUGAACACUUUUAUGGGACAUUGUAGUCGCUCAAGAGCUGAAUGGUUAUCACUCUAGAACUUAUUUGCUGCAAUGUCAAAGGGAUUUUGAUGAUUGUUUUUGGAAACAAAAUUGUCAGCUCGGCUUGGCUUGUGCUACGCAAUAAAAAUCAGUCUUGACACUACGAACAAUACAAAUGUCUCAGUAAAAUGAGACGUAAGGGAAGUGGUUAUAUCAUUUUAUAUGAAAAAGAAAGACAGAAUAACAUCAUAAUUGCAUAAAUAUAUGUAUAAAUAAAAUUGAAAGAUUAUGUUUGCAAAGCUGCCAUGAAUGUAGAUCUAUCUAAAGUUUUGGAUGUGAAGUUGAUCUGAAAAGAACUUUUAUUUUCUGGAAUGAGUUUAAAGGGUGAUAUAUAUAUAUAUAUAUAUAUAUAUAUAUAUAUAUAUAUAUAUAUAUAUGUCUACAGUACAGCAUUUAACGAUAAAUUAUAGCACAAAACUAGCAUGGUGUUGUGGUCUGAGGUGGAUCGCUAGUGCAUUCAAAAGACAUGAGGUCAAUUCCUGUGUUGGGAGAGUUUUUAUUGAGUAUCUCCGCCUGUCUACCGGGACAUUGUAUCUCUUUCAGCCUGGGCUGACAUUUACAAGUAGGGUCCUACAGCCCACCUCCUGAAUGACCUAAACUGUGUCAAUGGGGGCGCAAAACACCUGCAUUUUAAAAACAGACAAAUAUAUAAUAUAUAUACGCACAAAUAAUCAUGUAAAAGUCAGAAAUUAAUUGUCUAAUUCUUUUUUUUAAUGAAUGUAAAAUGUUAUACAAAAGGUAUCAUAUUUUUAAAAUGUUUACAAAGUGAUUUCUAACUCCGUUUUACAAUAAGGUGUCUCCCCAUGGCUGUUUGGUUAACGUUAAUCUUGACAUUUGUUGUGAGUCUUGCUUCUCUUUUUUAUCUUUUUCUUUAUGCUAUGGCAGAAAACAAGUGAACAUUGGGAAGUUGGCCACCGGGCAGAAAUAUUAAAUAAAGAAUGUAAGAAAUUUUCUUAUCAUUUCUGUGGCAGCUAGUUCAGUACUGCUGUUGAGGAUGAUGUGUGGGAAAAAAGAUUGUGGUAGUUUGUUUGCCCAAAAAUCCACAUAUUCGUGUUUAUUAAUGAGAUUCUAAAACUUGUAGGCCCCUACAUGUGUGCAACUAUUUUUCCAAUAAAUGAGAUCAUGAAUAAC